GGCGGAACAGCCAAUGAACAUAAAUGGUGCGUCGUGACGCAACAGGGCCCCGUUGAUAAGGAGCGGAGAGUCCAACCGGGACCUGAGAAGGAGGCACGGCGGUUUUUUGGGGGCCAGCAAACACUCGCCUAUCAUCAGUCAACGUAAAAAGCCAACUCCUCCUCUUCGGCUGUUACGCACAUGUAUGCAGCCUUCUUGGCAAAAGACAACACAUUAACCAAACCGACUACUGUAAAGGAAAAACGGCUUCUCCCAGAACCUCCAGCGGGAUUCUAUAAAGCAAAAGGUGUUUUCUAUUUUUAUCUCUCUCUCUCUCUCACUCUCUCUCUCUCUCUCUCUCUCUCUCUCUCUUUCUCUCUCUCGCUCUGCAAAAGCAAAAGUAGUUUGAGCGACAUAAAUCAGCUGCUUGCAAGCAUCAACUUGGACUGUUGAACCUGGAGGAAGGGGAGGAAGCCUUUCUCACAGGCUCCCUGUCAGCUUUUUUUUUGGACAUAUCUUUUUUUUUUGAUUUUGUUCUUUCUGACUGUGUGAUGCGUUAGAAGGCUGCUGCUGCUGCCCGGCUUUUGGCAGUGCGAGUUGUACACAGUUAGGCCUACUUAUUUUUUUUUGCAGAAAGAAAGAAAAAAGGGGGAGAAUUUGGCCAAUGACUUGCAGACUGUCGAAAUCCUGAAAAAAAAAAAAAUUCUCCCGGCGAGGAGGAGGCAUCGGCGCUGAGAGACCCAUGCAGCGGGGCUUCCAUAGUUGGUAUGUUUAUUCAUCGUGAAUGGAAAAGAAAAUAUAGAAAGAGAAAUUGGUGAUAAGACAGAAAUAACAUCCUACACGAGACUGACAGACAAGUUUGAUUUCCAGAAAAAGAGAAGAGAAAUCGCCGCGGUUAUUUAUGAAUUAAUCAUAGCUUAUUGAUAAUGAGAGCUGCAGAGAUUCGGAUGACGGUUUCCAUUGGCAGAUGAGACGUAGUGUGGAGAACACGUGUCCAAUUUUCCCCUCAUAUUUUUUCCUCCCCUGAUCUGGAUUUUUCACUUGUCACGGCAAGUAGGGAAAAAAAAAACCUUAAAAAAGAAAAAAGAACAAAAAACAGCGAGGGUUUUGAGUGGCGUUAUUGCGCAGGGUUUUGCCUCUCAUGGACAUCUUGGCUUGCAGAUCCGAAGAGAACAGUUAUAACAUCCUCCCCUCUGCUGCAACGAUGCUAUUCCAUGGCCUCCCUGGAGGCGACGUGCACGGUGUGGUGGAAGAAAUGGACCGGAGAGGAAAGAGCGAGUCAGCAGCCAUCAGCUCGGCCAUCGAUAUGGGGGAAUCCGAGACGUCCAUGCCGUGUAUGGCGAGCGAGCGCGUGGCUCUGUGCGCGGGCUGCGGUCGGAAGAUCGCGGACCGCUACUACCUGCUGGCCGUGGACAAACAGUGGCACAUGCGCUGCCUCAAGUGCUGCGAGUGCAAACUCAACCUGGAGUCGGAGCUCACCUGCUUCAGCAAAGACGGAAGCAUCUACUGCAAAGAGGACUACUACAGAAGAUUUUCGGUGCAGAGAUGCGCUCGGUGCCACCUGGGGAUUUCCGCGUCGGAGAUGGUGAUGCGGGCCCGGGACCUGGUCUACCAUCUCAACUGCUUCACGUGCACAAGCUGCAGCAAGAUGCUCACCACCGGGGACCACUUUGGCAUGAAGGACAGUCUGGUGUACUGCCGGCUGCACUUUGAGACUCUCAUCCAGGGAGAAUAUCAGACACAUUUUAACCACGCGGACGUUGUCCCGCACAAAGGCCUGGGCCCGGCCAACACGCUCGGACUAUCCUACUUCAACGGCGUGGGGACAGUGCAGAAAGGCCGGCCCAGGAAGAGGAAAAGCCCCGGGCCGGGGGCCGAGCUGGCAGCUUAUAACGCAGCGCUGAGCUGUAACGAGAACGACGGCGAGUCCAUGGACCGGGACUCCCAGUACAGCUCCAGUCAGAAGACCAAGCGCAUGCGCACGUCCUUUAAGCACCACCAGCUGAGGACCAUGAAGUCCUACUUCGCCAUCAACCACAACCCAGACGCAAAGGACCUCAAACAACUUGCCCAGAAGACGGGCCUCACCAAGCGGGUCUUACAGGUCUGGUUCCAAAACGCUCGGGCCAAGUUCAGGAGGAACCUGCUGCGGCAAGAGAGUAGCGGGGUGGACAAGGCAUCCGACGGCUCCACGCUGCAGGGCGGCACGCCAUCAGGCCCUGCCUCGGAGAUCUCCAACGCCUCCAUGAGCCCCUCCAGCACCCCCACCACCCUGACAGACUUGACCAACCCCACCAUGCCCACCGUCACCUCCGUGCUCUCCUCGGUGCCGGGCGGCAUGGACGUCCACGAGUGCCGGAGUCCGUCACAGACCACACUGACCAGCCUCUUCUGAUAGGACGGAGCCCUUCACCACAGCCUCACCCCCUACCCCCUCUCCCAUCUGCUCCACCCUACUGGAUCUAAAACUGAGCACUGUUGACUCCUUCCAACAUUAAACGGAUUAGAAAAGAGAAGGUAACGGAAGCAUAAAAAAGAGACUUUAUUUCGCUCUGAGCCCAUUAGAGACUAUUUGCAUAGUGAGGCGGCCAAGCCUUCCAGAUGGAACAGUUGUUGUUAUUUUGAUGUUGUUGUCUUGUCGAGAACUGAGGAGACUUGAUUUGCAUUUUUCAAUGUUUACAGAGAGAGAAAAAAGAAAACUGCUUAAUUUUUAAUUAAUUCGUUUUAUUUUUUUAUUUUUUUCCCCCCAGCACAGUAUUUAUGUUGUUGUACAAGAGUCACUGUUAGAAGGAUUGUAAAAAAUUCUCCUUUUUGAAAAUCUGAGAUUAAACACAGAUUACAAUAUC
This is a messenger RNA of Etheostoma spectabile (orangethroat darter), 2825 nucleotides long. RefSeq names its product LIM homeobox 2b (gene lhx2b). Gene Ontology annotation, cellular component: nucleus. The transcript is spliced from 5 exons. Gene Ontology annotation, biological process: regulation of transcription by RNA polymerase II; neuron differentiation. The record is from RefSeq and is a predicted model, not a curated record. Gene Ontology annotation, molecular function: DNA-binding transcription factor activity, RNA polymerase II-specific; RNA polymerase II transcription regulatory region sequence-specific DNA binding. Bases 1121 to 2374 code for a protein of 417 amino acids. NCBI's taxonomy places the organism in Eukaryota, Metazoa, Chordata, Actinopteri, Perciformes, Percidae.